Messenger RNA from Uloborus diversus, 1765 nucleotides. RefSeq lists its product as uncharacterized. The transcript is spliced from 6 exons. Gene Ontology annotation, cellular component: P-body; cytosol. The record is from RefSeq and is a predicted model, not a curated record. Gene Ontology annotation, biological process: neurogenesis. Gene Ontology annotation, molecular function: protein binding. Bases 106 to 1620 code for a protein of 504 amino acids. Lineage: Eukaryota; Metazoa; Arthropoda; Arachnida; Araneae; Uloboridae.
CUGUUGACGAUUGUUAGAGCACAUGGACGGAAUGAAUGGCUAGUGAGUUAUCUAUGGUGUUUUUGGAUUAAGAAUUAUUUCUAUCUUAUUCUGUGGUUUGACAAGAUGUCAGGUUUACCUUUUGGAAAUGCUUCAAAUCAACAGAAAGAUCGAAUCCAAUGGGCUUCAGGUAGUUUAUUGGACGAUUCAAGUGAAACAGCGUCACAGUUUUCGAAUCAGUCUUUCUCCCGAUCAGGAAGCAAAACUCUUCGGGCGCCUGAUAUAGGAGUGCGCAUGCGUAAUUUGUACAAAAGUGAGAAGUUCGCAGAUGUCAAAUUCAUCAUCAAAAAAGGUAAAAAGAGCAAGUCUUCUAUAUUGGCACAUAAAGCGAUUCUUGCCGUUGGUAGCACAAAAUUCGAAGAGAUGCUCUUUGGCCCAGGUUCUUACGGUAUGUCACCGAAAGAUAUGCUCGAGAUUGAAAUCAAUAACGUAUCGUUUGGUGCAUUCAGAAACAUUGUAGAGUAUUUAUACACAGAUGAAGUAUAUUUCGAAGAUGAUUCGCUUGUAGUGGAAACUUUUGUUACGGCAAAGAAUUUUGAGAUUCAACCUCUAGUGGACAAAUGUGAAGCCUUCUUUGAAAGUCGUGAAUUAUCAGAAGAGAACGUGUGUUCCAUGCUGAAUCUAUCUGUCACCAAUAAAAUUGAAGCCUUGAAAAAUCGAUGCAUUCAAUUUAUACAAGAAAAUACUAGUGAAAUACUGAGGACACAAAAGUUCUUAGAGUGCAACAUCACAACAAUACGCACUAUUUUCAAACUUCAAGAACUAAGUCUCCGCUCCGAAGCAGAGCUCUUUGAAGCAGCUAUGCGAUGGUCCUGCAGCUGUGGAGUCAGCAAUCACAGAAACCAGAUCGAACCCUUGCUGAAAUGCAUCAGGUUUCUGACGAUGAGCCCAAAUGUCUUCAGCUCCCUCGUGAAACAUUAUCCCAAUAUUCUGUCUUCCAAAGAAGCCUUGGACAUUAUGAUGUUCAUAACGAACCCCCCUCGUGAUGGAAGAAUGGCCGUGGACCUGCCCACCUGGUGCAAUAAAGAAACGAAAAAUCGGUGCCUAAUCCGACCUGCUUCUGGAGUAACUAGCUCAUUUGCAGAUUUAUCAUUGCUAACUGAUCGAGUUGACAAAUUAACCAUCGCCCUCAGACCGUUCAAUCCUCAGAAUCUAGAUGCCCUGAAGUCUUUUUUGGAGAUGAGAUGCAUAGGAGGACGACAUCAAAUCACGGCCGUCAAAUUGGUCUUCCAAGAACCUGUUACAGCAAAGAGUCGCAUUGGUUAUCUAGUCCUUCGAAUCUUUGUAUUCCCAUCUGGAUUCAGGCACGAGGAGCACAUCCGAAUUCAAAACUCUUCUGAAGUAACUGUUAAGUUAAAAAAAAUAGCGCUUGCUAAGAAUGGGGAUAUUGUUCGCAUCGAAGCCGAUGCUAAGGAAGUUGAAAAUUACAAAUUUUACCAAUUCGACCCAAAUAAGCCUUCAGUAAUGGGUGCACCAUUUGAAUGUACCAUUGCUAGCAUGCCUAAGUGGGAAAAACUGUAUUUCAUAAGCGAAGUUCACUAUGGUCCUCAGAAGCAAGGUAUGCUUAGGAAGAAGCGAUAGUAGAGUUCGUGAAAUUCUACAUAACUAUGUGGUUGAGAAUAAUAGAUUGUAAAUAUAAUUUGCACAAAACUCUUUAACAAAUGUAUUUGAAUGAAAGAAUGUAAUGCUAAUGACCAUGUAAUAAAUUUGAUUAAAAAAGUAUUUU